CGACCCGACCCCAGAACAGCGUCGAUAUCAUCACAAGCUACUAUUUCCUUCUCAAGCAUCACUUUGAACUUCCACAUCAAAACCACAUUUUCCGGUAUACACAGUGAAAAUACAUACAAUCAUCCAUUCUAAUAUCGUUCCAAUCGCCCAUCAUGAAUCACUUUCCCGAAGCUUGGGGUCGCCCUAGGGAUGACGUUUACGGACCCUACAACGCCUCAUACCUCCAGACAACUGGCCCGAAAACCCACACUCAGUCACCUGCUGUGACUGGUACGUCGGUAGUGGCAGUCAAGUUCAACGGCGGAGUUGCCAUUGCUGCCGAUAACCUAGCAUCAUACGGGUCCCUUGCCCGCUUCACCGACGUGAAACGACUUCGCAAGUUUGGCGAUUCUGCCAUCAUCGGAUUCAGUGGUGACGUUUCGGAUAUGCAGUAUAUUGACCGACUACUGGAGUCCAUCGACAUCAGAGAGAAUUACUCUACCCACGGAAACACGUUGAACGCCAAGAAUCUUCAUACUUAUUUGUCGAAAGUCUUCUACAAGCGCCGUUCUGAGUUCAACCCCCUCUGGAACCACGUCUUGGUGGCCGGGUUCGAUGGAGACAAGAAGCCAUUCCUCAGCUCAGCGGAUCUGCUGGGGACCACCUUCUCGGCUCCGCAUCUCGCGACCGGCUUUGGUGCCCAUCUUGCCGUCCCAAUCCUUCGCCGGCUGUUCCCAGAGGAAAGGCCUAUUGAGUCAAUCACCAAGGAUGAGGCCGUGGCGGCGCUAAGGGAAUGUAUCAAGGUUCUCUGGUACCGUGAUGCGCGGAGUCUGGACAAGUACUCCUUAGCUGUGAUUACUGAGGAGGGGGUUGAGAUCCAGGAGGACCAGCAAGUUGAAGCCCAGAGCUGGGCAUUCGCCGAGACCAUCAAGGGAUAUGGGGCUCAGGUCAACUAGGAUAUGGCUUUGAUUACAUGCUUGUGCCACUUGAGUAAUAGAACAAAUCCAACAAAGUACGUAUGGUGAAGUCACUGCGAACGUG
This is a messenger RNA of Aspergillus piperis CBS 112811, 1020 nucleotides long. It is a transcript of the gene pre4, whose product is annotated as proteasome core particle subunit beta 7. Gene Ontology annotation, cellular component: proteasome core complex. The coding region runs from base 153 to 935 and encodes 260 amino acids. The transcript has 3 exons. The record is from RefSeq and is a predicted model, not a curated record. Lineage: Eukaryota; Fungi; Ascomycota; Eurotiomycetes; Eurotiales; Aspergillaceae.